Lates calcarifer (barramundi perch) is the source of this 2993-nucleotide messenger RNA. RefSeq names its product ras and EF-hand domain-containing protein (gene rasef2). The record is from RefSeq and is a predicted model, not a curated record. Gene Ontology annotation, molecular function: calcium ion binding; GTPase activity; GTP binding. NCBI's taxonomy places the organism in Eukaryota, Metazoa, Chordata, Actinopteri, Centropomidae.
GCACUACACACCUACAAGACAAACAGAGGCGAGCACUUGCGUAUCUCCUCGGUUUCUAUUGUAUUGUUGUUCCACUGCACACAUGGAUGACAUCUAAGGAUGUAGCCACGAAACUGGGUGCUGCGGCAGUAGUAGCGGGUAGACUGGAGACUGGAGGUGGCACAUUGGGUCCAUUUAUUCGGAUGAUACCCGCCUACACUGAGAUCUGGACCAAUGAGUGGCUCCUCACUGAGAGCUCAAUUGAGACUUUAACAAAGGGCUUUUAUUUUGUCAGACAAGCUGCCGCGGUCAGUACUCGAGAAAAGGUGCGCGAAAUUUUAACGUCACUUUUUUUAAUGCCUUGUACGUGUUUUAAAAUUAACGACCAUGGACCGACCCAGCCUUCGGAGACUAUUUUCUGCCUGUGAUAUGAACAAGUCCGGGAGGAUUGAAUACGAGGACUUCACGGUUGUUUGCCGGGAGCUCCACGUCCCUGAAACCGAGAUCAAAACUCUGUUCGGCAAGUUCGACGCGGACGAAGACGGAUACAUCGACUACAGCAAGUUUUCGUCCAGGUUUCAGGAGUUUUCAGAGACUCUGGACCUGGCGUCGUUUGGCGCGGGGUCGUCCCAAAACCAAGGCUGUCCGUGGGAAGAGUUUGUGAGCAGGAUAGAUGCGGAAUCUCUCCUGUCUGAAAGUCUCAGGGAGCAGCUCGCUGAUCUUUACCAGGCCAUUCAUUCCUCUGCAAACAUGACCCUGCUGCAGCAGUAUGAGGAAAUCAUCCACUCUCUGGUCAGCCAAAGCCUGGACUCCAGACUGGCGUGUGAACAGCUGGAGACCAGUUUGAAGCGAGCCGAGGAGAUGAACAACAGUCAGCUGGCAGAGCUGGAGGAUGAUAUACAACAACAACUCGCCAGAACAGAGAAGAGGGUGAGGGACGAGGAGCGUAAGAAAAUGGAAGGAAUUAUGACCACCAUGCAAAGGAAGCAUGAGAAUGAGGUCGCAGACCUGCAUGCAUCUGUGGACAGACUGUUAAAGAACCAGGAGGACUCUGAGUUUAACAGUUCAAAGGAAGAAGUGGUCAGGCUGAACAGACAAAUCAGCGAGCUUUCACAGGAAAACGAGCAGCUGCGGGCCUCUCUGUUGCAAGCCCAGACGAACAUCGCUAUCCUGCACGCGGAGCUGGACAAGCUGAAGAACAUGUACGCAGAUCAGAAAGCUCAACAUGAAAGAGAAACAGAAAAUUUGAAGAUGAUGGUGAUGGAAUAUGAGUCGUACUCCAGUCAGAUUCAGAUCCUCCAGGAAAUGAAUAAAAAGCUUUAUGACAGUAAUGACGGGCUUCGCUCAGCGUUGGCCAGUGAAGUGGUUGCAGCUAAAAGGAGGCUGUCUCCCCAAAAUGAAAUCCCAGCCCGAAGGAUGAAACCCCUCCGACAGAGCACACUCAACCACAGCAGGUCAGAGUCAGAUCCCAGCAAAACGACUUACUCUCAUGUGGCCACCUGGGCUGAUAAGUACCUGGACAGUGGAGUCUCUCUGCCGAUGGACACAGCUGAGAGCUCAGGCAGUGAUUAUGACAGCGACGACAGCAGAGGCUCGGUGGAAACGGUGCACCGCAGCUACUCCUACGUCCCGUCUGAUGUGGAGAUAUCAGACGUCAAAUCUGAAGCCACGGUGUCAAUAGCUCCCAGCAGGGCGAGCUCCAUUGCAUCAUCGCUAAGAAGACGCCUGUCUGCAUUUUCCACAAAGCCUUUAGAGGCAGACAUAGAAGAAACUGAGGAACCUGCCCCGAUGUACCGUCUGGUUUUAGCUGGAGACGCCGGAGCUGGAAAGUCCAGCUUCAUGCUGAGACUGACACUGAACGAGUUCAGAGGAGACAUUCAGACAACGCUGGGAGUUGAUUUCCAAAUGAAGAGGAUGCUAGUGGAUGGAGAGAAGACGAGCCUGCAGAUAUGGGACACAGCUGGGCAGGAGAGGUUCCGUAGCAUUGCCAGAUCUUAUUUCCGUAAAGCUCAUGGCGUCUUGCUGCUCUAUGAUGUUACUUCAGAAAGCAGCUUCCUUAACAUCAGGGCGUGGGUGGAUCAGAUUCAGGAUUCAGCAGAUGAGAAAAUCCCCAUGUGUGUUAUUGGAAACAAGGUGGACCUCCGAGAGCAGCUCGCAGAGGGGAGCUGCGUGAGCACUUUGCACGGAGAGAAGUUGGCCAAGGCAUAUGGUGCCUUAUUCUGCGAAACCAGUGCCAAAGAGGGAACCAACGUCGUUGAGGCUGUGCUUCAUCUAGCAAGAGAAGUAAAGAAAAAUGUCAAAUUGAGGCGGCAGUCAGAUUCUCAGGUCAAACUGAGUCAAACCAACCCAAAGAAGACUCUUAACAACUGCUGCGGACUGUAGAUGUUUGAGAUCAGUAUAGAUACAAAGGAGCAAUGAAGGAUACCAAGUGAUUUUUAUUUUCUCAUGUAGAACCUAAUUUUGUGUUUUAACUUGUAAAAUAUAUUUUCAUAAAAGUUAAUUCUCUGGUCAAAAUGAAGGUUUCUAUUGCUGGCACAUGUACAAAUAUAAUGUAAUCAUGCUUAUAUCUUUCUUAGGUUUUGUAUUUAUGCGGUAGUAAAGUAAUUUUAUGAUAAAUAAGGAAUAUUGAUGCCUGAGUUCAGAUUGAACCUAAAAAGCUUUAAGUGUUUUUAUCAGACAGAAAUAAUUAACAAAUCUUUUUAAAGUACUGUUUUUUCUUUUUUCCUUUGAGACCAAACUUUGGUGACAGAGGUGACUGGUUAUUUGAAAUAUCGAGAAAAAGACUACAUUUUUUGAAACGUUUUUAUUUUAAGCAUCACUGUAUGCGAUAUUACAGUUUUAACACCAUUACUUAUUGAAGCAGAAUUUCACAGAUUUGUGUUGUUGAAAGUGUUACUUUUUUUUUUUUAAAUAGUAUUUGAGUAUCUGUGAUACCAGAACAUUUUCCAGGACCCAUUUUUAUGACAAAAAGAAAUGUAACCCUGUUUCCAAAUAAAACAUAACUGGAAAGAUGA